AUGAGUUCAUAGAAAAAAGUAGCAAUAGCAGAAGAUAGUUUUAAUAAUUAAACUAGUCAAUCAAAUUAGCAAGAGAUAGAUAAAGCUAAAGUAGAAGAGGCUAAGAACAAGAUCAUUUCUCUUGAGCCAACUAAAAAGCAGAGAGACAUAUUUUGCAAAGAGGUUCUUCCAAACACUGAGAUCAAAGCAAGAGAACACAAUAUUCUCUUUACUGGUCUUACAAAGCUAUUUAAGCGUACAAUAGAGCUAUAAAAGUAAGAAAAAUAGAUAUAGAAUGAAGACAUCAAAGACUACAUAACAAAGUCAACUUAAGUUAAGCUUUUGAUAGAAAAGCUGGAGGAUUUCAAAAGCCGCAACCCUAAUGAUUUUGGACCAACAAACUUCAAUUUAAGAUCUAUUUACUUCAACAUGACUGGUAAGAAUCUUAUGAUAGGUCUCUUUUAUUCAAUAGCAUAAUCUCUUUUAAGUUGUGGAUGCGUUUUUAUUAUGGACAAGAUUACUGACAUGCUCAAGGACUAUAAUGGAGAAAGUAGUCAGAAAAGAGAUGUUUGUCUUCUCCUGUUAGCCAUCUCAAUAGGAUACAUUAUUAAGAAUGUUUUUUACUCAAGGUAUGCGUGGUAUUAAGCAAAAUUCUAAGCUAAUACCUAUGCAACUCUACAAUAUUUAGUUUUUAGCAAGUCUUUAAGAACUUAAGUAAUGUCUGCAAGUUCAAGUAACGAGGAUGGCAAAGGGUCUGGAGAUGGAAGUGAUGAAAACCCUGAUGCAAAUAAUAUUAUGACAGUUGAUGUUGAUCAACAGCAGUAUAUAUUUUGGGCUUUUGUUUAGACUGUUUAGAGCAUAGUCACUAUAGCAGUAGUAUUAUAUCUGAUUUACUACAGGAUUGGAUCAUCUAUUUAUAAUGGGCUCUAUAUUUUACUAGCUUCUUUCUGUUUCAACAUCAUAGUCACUUAAUUGAUGCGUUUCUUCUACACUAAGUUGUACAAGUAAAAAGAUGCAAGAGUUUCUUUAAGCAAAGAUGUCAUUGAUGGAAUGAAGAGCAUUAAGUAUUUAGGUUGGGAAGAAAUAUUUAAGUAAAAAAUAGAAAAAAUUCGUUCAAAAGAGUUCCGUUAUAUUAUUAUUACUAGAAUUUUAGAUGGAGUUUUAAGCAUUUUCUGGAAUUGCGUAAGCUAUUUUUUGCUAUUCUUCUUUUUAGUCAGCUAUGUUAAUGAUGGGCACGAUUUAAAAGACUCAAAUGUCUUUACAAUUAUUGCUUUGUUUGGUUUGUUAACAGGACCAAUUGGUUUACUUCCGUGGUCAUUUGGUUAUUUAGUCAAAGCAAGAGUUUCAUACAGGAGAAUCAAAAAGUUUUUGAAUGAAAAAGAGAUCAAUCACAACAAUGUUAUCAAUUUGGAUCUCGAAUUUAAGCAAAAAACAACUAAUAACUCUACUGAUCCAAACAGUUUAAUAGAAAGCUUUUAGGAUAACUAAUCAUAGAAUAGCGUAAAUAAUGUAGCGAUAUGUAUUAGAAAAAUGAAGUUUGAUUGGCCAACUAAAAAAAGUAGUAAGUAAAUCAAGAUGGAAGAGAAAGAAAAGAAAAAGCAAUAAAAGUCCUAAAAUAAAAAAGGAGACACUGCUCAAGAAUCUUUAUUAGGUAAUUAGUUCGAAAAUAGCUCAGAAAUCAAAGAAAAUAAUAAAUUCUAGUUAAAAGUCUUAGAUUUGACUGUAUAAAAAGGAGACCUAGCAAUCAUCAUAGGAAAGAUAGGCUCUGGAAAAUCUGCACUAUUAUAAGCUAUUCUUAAUGAAUUAGAAAUGACAUCCAUGGAUCUAUAAGAAUCGUUAAUUGCAUCUAAAAUAGAAAGCUCAGUGCUUCAAGAAAAGUUAACAAAUUAUGAAAAAAAGAUUAUUGUGAAUGGAAAAACUGGAUAUGUCUCAUAGAAUCACUGGUUGCAAAAUAAGACAAUCAAAGAAAAUAUAUUGUUUGGUAAGGAAUAUGAUCCUUUUUGGUAUAAUGAAUGUAUUGAGUCUUGUGAUCUAAAAGUAGAUUUUAGUACCUUCUCAAAAAAAGAUGAAAAAGUAAUAGGACCUGGCGGAGGUAACUUAAGCGGUGGGUAGAGAUAAAGAAUAGCUAUCUGUAGAGCUCUUUAUCAAAAUUGCGACAUAUAUUUAUUUGAUGAUAUUUUUAGCAGCUUGGAUGCUCAUGUUGCAGAGAAAGUUUACCAAUAAGUUAUUGUUGAUGUUCUUGUAAAGAAAUAUAAAAAAACCGUUCUAUUAGUUACAAGUCACUUCAGCAUAUUUUCUAAGAGAGAAUAUAUCAAUAAGAUUUUCUAUCUCUAAAAAGGUUCUAUAGUGUAUGAAUAAUAGGAAAUAGAAGAUUUUAUUAAAAGUGGUUUAAGCAAAGAACAAGAGGAAGAAGAAGCUAAAAAGUAAAAAUAAAAACUUGAAAUUCAUGUAACUUCAGAUGAUUAGCUUGAUAAAGAAGAAGAAGAUUAAGAAUAUGAUCAAAUCGAAGAAUUAAAUGAACUUGAAGAUCAAGAAAUUUAGCAAUUAGCAAUUUAAAAAAAGUCCCUUUAAAAAUCAAGAUCAAGCUAAAUUGAAGAUGAAGUUGUAAUCAGAAAAAAAUAGAGCAGCAAGAAUUAAAAAAUUGUUGAUGAAGAAGAAGAAGCAAAGAAAUAAGAAGAAGAAGAAAGAGAAAAAGGAAGCAUUAAAUUAGAGACAUUCACUACUUACAUUAAAGCAAUGAGUUAUUUCUUACUUAUUAUCUUUAUUAUUUCAAACUUCUUGAUGCAAGCUUCUUCUAUGAUUAUGGACUUCUGGCUGAGAGAUAAAGUUUCAACUUCAAGCUCUUUCUUUGAGCGCAUAAAUGAGCUUUUUGACUCUUUUACAAACACUUUUCUAUUUUUUAUUCUUUUGAAUUUAGGAAUGACUGCCAUUAAAUCUGUUUUUUACGGUCUUUGCGCUCUACGUAGUGGAAAGCAAAUAUUUUAAAAGUUGAAUAAAAGUAUUAUUUUUAGUAAAAUGUCCUUCUUUGAUAAGAAUCCUGCUGGUAGAAUUGUCAACAGACUUUCAGAUGAUAUACUUAGUAUUGAUGACUAUUUACCCUGGAACUGUUAACUUCUUUUAGAAUAUAUAGUAUAUACUAUUGGUUAUCCUGUUGGUAUACUGAUAUAAUUACCUUGGCUAGUAGUUUUUGUCAUUAUUUCAAUUAUUUUUGUCUACUUUAUUUAGAAACUUUUUAGAGUUUCUAAUAGAGAAAUUAAGAGAUUAAAUUCAGUAAAUUCUGGAAAAUUAUUAACCACAUUAGGAGAAGCAUGCAAAGGAUUGAUCUUGAUCAGAUCAUUUGAUAGAGAGAGAUUCAUUUUAAAAGAAUAUAUGGAAAGAUCUAAUGAUAGUGUAAAUACCUUCCUUAUCACUGAAGCUAUUUAAAUUUGGAUGUCUAUCAGAUUGCUUUUUGUCAGUAACUUCUUAUUUAUUUGCGUUGCUGUUACUAGUAUGAUAUUAGUAGGAUUUAAUUUAGAUUUUGAUUAUAUCACUAUUUCAAUGUGUUUAACAUACUCUAUGUUACUUUCUUCUUAAUUCACUGAUCUUAUUUAAUUCUUCUGCAAUGUUGAAUAAAACAUGGUGUCUGUAGAACGUCUAAGACAAUACUUUGUAAAUGACUAAGAAGUCCCUGAUCAAAUAGAACUACCAGAAGAAAGUAUCGAAUAAGAUGAGGAAUCUCACAAGAAAAGAGAUAAAGACAUUGCAAUAGAAUUUGAGAACGUUUAUAUUACUUAUGACGAAAUUAAAGAAAGCACAGAUAUUUCUAAAGAAUCUACAGAUGUUUAAUUUGCAUUGAAGGAUAUUUGUCUUAAAAUUAAAAAAGGAGAAAAAAUAGCUUUCUGCGGAAGAACUGGUUCAGGAAAAACAUCUAUCCUUAAUACAUUAUUUAACAUGUAUCCAAUAUAGCAUGGAAAUAUUUAUGUUAAUGGAAAAAAUAUAAAGUCUUAUUGUCUUAGAGAUCUUAGAUCUAAGAUGUCUAUUAUUCCUUAGUUUGGUUUCCUUUAUAAUGCAAGUUUAAAAGACAAUUUAGAUCCUGAAGGUAAAAUACCUCGUGAGCAAAUGCAAUAAAAGAUAAAUGAAACAAAUCUAAGAAUUCGUGAUGGAAAUAAUUAAGAAGAAGAUAAAAAUAAAACACAAAAUAAAUUAAAUAGUGAAUAAGGCAUUAAUCAUAAGGUAGAUAUUAAUGUUCCUUAAUAAGAAGAGAAAAAAAAUGAAGAGAAUUUAGAUUUUGAAAUAGAAGAUGGCGGAUAGAAUCUAUCCAACGGAGAAAAGUAAGUAGUAAAUUUCCUAAGAAUAAUCUUGAGAGAAACAGAUAUAGUAUGUUUAGAUGAAGCCACAUCUAAUAUGGAUCCUAAAACAGAUGCUGAAUUGCAUAAACAAAUAUUUAAAUUUGUAGAAAAUAGAACUUUAAUAGUUAUAACACACAGAUUAGAAAAUAUUGAGUUAUUUGAUAGAGUAGCUGUCCUUGAAAAAGGUAAAAUAGUUGAAUGUGGUCAUGUAAAUGAGCUAAGAAAGAUUGAAGGUGGUUUCUUUAAUAGACUUUUAAAAAACCAUCCUAACUGA
Molecule: messenger RNA, 4581 nt
Organism: Tetrahymena thermophila SB210
Lineage: Eukaryota; Ciliophora; Oligohymenophorea; Hymenostomatida; Tetrahymenidae
Product: ABC transporter C family protein
Exons: 6
Biological process (GO): transmembrane transport
Cellular component (GO): membrane
Molecular function (GO): ATP binding; ABC-type transporter activity; ATP hydrolysis activity
Source: RefSeq, a predicted model, not a curated record